Messenger RNA from Gymnodraco acuticeps, 2004 nucleotides. RefSeq names its product anion exchange protein 2-like. Gene Ontology annotation, molecular function: solute:inorganic anion antiporter activity. Gene Ontology annotation, cellular component: plasma membrane; basolateral plasma membrane; apical plasma membrane. Lineage: Eukaryota; Metazoa; Chordata; Actinopteri; Perciformes; Bathydraconidae. Gene Ontology annotation, biological process: bicarbonate transport; regulation of intracellular pH; monoatomic anion transport. The record is from RefSeq and is a predicted model, not a curated record.
AUGAAUGUUGCAUCGAGCAGGGUUCACUGUGAGGUUCAGAUGAAUGUUGCAUCGAGCAGGGUUCACAGUGAGGUUCAGAUGAAUGUUGCAUCGAGCAGGGUUCACAGAGAGGUUCAGAUGAAUGUUGCAUCGAGCAGGGUUCACAGUGAGCUUCAGAUUAAUGUUGCAUCGAGCAGGGUUCACAGAGAGGUUCAGGUGAAUGUUGCAUCGAGCAGGGUUCACAGAGAGGUUCAGAUGAAUGUUGCAUCGAGCAGGGUUCACAGUGAGGUUCAGAUGAAUGUUGCAUCGAGCAGGGUUCACAGAGAGGUUCAGGUGAAUGUUGCAUCGAGCAGGGUUCACAGAGAGGUUCAGGUGAAUGUUGCAUCGAGCAGGGUUCACAGUGAGCUUCAGAUGAAUGUUGCAUCGAGCAGGGUUCACAGCGAGGUUCAGGUGAAUGUUGCAUCGAGCAGGGUUCACAGAGAGGUUCAGAUGAAUGUUGCAUCGAGCAGGGUUCACAGCGAGGUUCAGAUGAAUGUUGCAUCGAGCAGGGUUCACAGAGAGGUUCAGAUGAAUGUUGCAUCGAGCAGGGUUCACAGAGAGGUUCAGGUGAAUGUUGCAUCGAGCAGGGUUCACAGAGAGGUUCAGGUGAAUGUUGCAUCGAGCAGGGUUCACAGUGAGCUUCAGAUGAAUGUUGCAUCGAGCAGGGUUCACAGCGAGGUUCAGGUGAAUGUUGCAUCGAGCAGGGUUCACAGAGAGGUUCAGAUGAAUGUUGCAUCGAGCAGGGUUCACAGUGAGAAGACGGAGGGUCUGAUCGGGGUGUCGGAGCUGAUCGUGGCCACGGCGUUGCAGGGCAUCGUGUUCAGCGUCCUGGGAGCGCAGCCGCUGCUCGUGAUCGGCUUCUCUGGACCGCUGCUGGUGUUCGAGGAGGCUUUCUUCACCUUCUGUAAAGACAACGGCAUCGAGUACCUGACGAGCCGGGUGUGGAUCGGGUUCUGGCUGGUUCUCCUCGUCCUGCUCACCGUGGCCUUCGAGGGAAGCAUCCUGGUCCGCUUCGUCUCCCGCUUCACUCAGGAGAUCUUCUCCUUCCUCAUCUCCCUCAUCUUCAUCUACGAGACCUUCGCCAAACUCAUCAAGAUCUUCCAGGAGCAUCCUCUCAAAAACUGUUACCAUGGAAACAUCACGGUGUCUCCGUCCCUGUGCAACUUCACCUCGGCCGCCGGGGAUCCUGGGAAAGUUGUUGGAGAGCCGAACACGGCUCUGCUGUCCUUCGUUCUCAUGGUGGGAACGUACUUCAUCGCCUUCUACCUGCGCAAGUUCAAGAACAGCUCCUUCUUCCCCGGGACGCUCCGGAGAAUCAUCGGAGACUUCGGGGUCCCCAUCGCGAUCCUCAUCAUGGUGCUGGUGGACUACAGCGUGGAGGACACCUACACUCAGAAACUGGACGUGCCCAGUGGAUUCUCCGUGUCCAGUCCGGAGAAGCGCGGUUGGCUGAUCUCUCCGAUGGGCUCGGACGGGCAGUUUCCUGUUUGGAUGAUGGCCGCCAGCAUCCUGCCCGCCAUCCUCGUCUUCAUCCUCAUCUUCAUGGAGUCCCAGAUCACAGCGCUGAUCGUCAGUAAGAAGGAGCGGAUGCUGGUGAAGGGCACUGGUUUCCACCUGGACCUGCUGAUCAUCGUGGUGGUGGGGGGGGUCUCGGCUCUGUUCGGUCUGCCCUGGCUGUCUGCAGCCACCGUGCGCUCCGUCACACACACCAACGCCCUCACCGUGAUGAGCAAGGCCGUGGCGCCCGGAGACAAGCCGCGCAUACAGGAAGUGAAGGAGCAGAGGCUGACGGGUUUCCUGGUGGCCGUGCUAGUGGGUCUGUCCAUCGUGAUCGGGGAGGUUCUGCGUCAGAUCCCUCUGGCGGUUCUGUUCGGGAUCUUCCUCUACAUGGGCGUGAUGUCUCUGAACGGGAUCCAGCUCACUGAGCGGCUCAUCCUGCUGUUCAUGCCCCCGAAGUACCACCCUGACCAGAACUACGUCCGCAAG